Molecule: messenger RNA, 378 nt
Organism: Solanum verrucosum
Lineage: Eukaryota; Viridiplantae; Streptophyta; Magnoliopsida; Solanales; Solanaceae
Exons: 1
Coding region: 1-378 (125 amino acids)
Source: RefSeq, a predicted model, not a curated record
AUGUGGCAGUUGGCCUAUUCAGCUGAUGUGAGAGCCCCUAGACUGGAAAGGUCUGUUCCAAAUAUGAUUGACAAGGCCAUACUAGCAGCACUUACUUCCAUUCAGACUUCUUUUGAUGCCUUGACAGUGAGAGUUAUGGCUUGUCAAAACAGACAGCGGGAAACCUCUGAGGUGACGGACCUAAAAGCCGAAAUUGCAAGUUUGCGGAAGGACGUAGAUUACCUUAAGUCUACCGACUUCACUUCACUCUUAGAGAGAGCAGAUUAUAAGGAUGUUCCUGAGACCAUCAGAGAUGUGCAAAGGGAUGGUGCAGCAAAGGCAGAGUCGGAUGCAGAAACCGACGAGGAGUCGAUAGCAGCACAGGUUGAGAAGAUAUGA